CAUGACAUGCUAUUAAUGAAUGAAGAUAGGAAAAAGGCUGAAGUAAGUAUCAUUUUCAUUAUGAAUUCAGUAAUAAGCUCAAUACAAAGAUUCCCAUUGACCUGUCUUCACUUCUCCUCCUCCAUUCCUUCCCAUAAGAUAAGAUUACAACCUACAACAACUAAACUCUUCCGUCUCUCUUCUACUCUCGAAUCUUCCACUCCAACUUCAACUCCAACUUCGAUUUCUACUUCCCCCACUACUACUAAUACGAGUACUGACGCCAUGGCUGCUCUCCCCACUGACGACGUAGCUCACGACUUCUCCCCCUUUCUCAAAAUUUACAAAGACGGCCACAUUGAGCGACUCGUCGGUAUCGACGUUGUCCCCCCCUCGCUUGACCCCAAAACUGGCGUCGAAUCCAAAGAUGUCGUGAUCUCACCAGAAACCGGCGUCAAGGCAAGGCUGUACGUCCCGAACUCAGCCGCUAGCCAACCUCAGAAAAAGCUUCCACUGGUGGUUUACUUUCACGGCGGAGGUUUCUGCGUCGAGACGCCUUUCUGCGCCAAGUACCACAACGCCGUCAACAACUUGGUCGCCGAAGCCAACGUGGUCGCUGUCUCUGUUGACUACCGACUGGCUCCUGAGAACCCGAUCCCGAUUGCUUACGACGAUUCAUGGGCUGCCGUCAAGUGGGUCGUUUCCCACUCCGGAGGAACCGGUCCCGAUGAGUGGCUGAACUCACUUGCCGAUCAUAAGCAAGUUUUCUUCGCAGGAGACAGCGCCGGGGCUAACAUUGCCCACCACAUGGCUCUGCGAGCCGGGUUGGAGGGUGGACUAGUGGGGAGUAGCGAUGAUUCGAAGCUGGUGGGUGUUGCUCUGAUUCAUCCAUACUUUUGGGGAGCGGAGCCCGUCGGCGAUGAGGCGAAACAUCCAGAGAAGGCGAAAUCGGCGGAGGGGAUUUGGCGUUUCGCGUGUCCUACUACGAGUGGUGUCGAUGAUCCGUACAUAAACCCGGCUAAGGAUCCGAAUUUGAAGAAGUUGGGUUGCGACAGAGUGCUGGUUUGUGUGGCUGAGAAUGAUUUAUUAAAGGAUAGGGGAUUUUACUAUAAGGAGAUUUUGGAGAAGAGUGGCUGGGGGGGGACGGUGGAGGUGGUGGAAGCCACCGGCGACGACCAUGUAUUCCACCUGUCAAAACCAACUUGUGACAAUGCUGUGGCCAUGCUCAAGAAAAUAUCUUCCUUUAUCAAACAAGACUAGGCAGGCCCACACAUUAUUAGUGGAGAGAAUUUUAUUUUUUAUUUAUUAUAAUUUUCACUUUUCAUUUUGUACAAGAAAAUAAAGUGAAAUUCUCUCUUACUUUAUUGAUAAUGCAAUUGCUUAUUGGGUGUCUUUAGUUUAUGGUUACGGAUGCAUCAUGUUAUCUUUAUCACUAUUAAUGAAAAUGACAUAUUUUUAGCUGUAAA
Humulus lupulus (European hop) is the source of this 1445-nucleotide messenger RNA. Its product is annotated as probable carboxylesterase 12. The record is from RefSeq and is a predicted model, not a curated record. Gene Ontology annotation, molecular function: hydrolase activity. The transcript has a single exon. Lineage: Eukaryota; Viridiplantae; Streptophyta; Magnoliopsida; Rosales; Cannabaceae. Bases 7 to 1239 code for a protein of 410 amino acids.